CCCAAGACUAACAACCCAAGGAAACCCGGUUCAUAUGACGGAAUCUGACAUUCGUUCCAUUCCAGCGAAGAACAGGAACUGAAAAGCGACACCGAGAGAGAAUCGAGAUACCUAGUGACUGUUUAAGACUGACCUGUUGUCGAUCUACCAUAGGUAGUCUCUUUUUCGAUUCUAGCUGUACGUGGAUGGUUUCCUCUACCUACCUAACCUACCCAAGUAGCUUCUUCUUCUUCUUCCAUUUCCUGAAACCAGGGCACCGCACCUCUUGUACCUGGUCGCGUGAGACAUCAUCAUCGAUCGGACCCUUUUUUUGCUUUCCUGCGGUUCAUUCCACUUUCGGCCUUCAAUUUCCUUUGGAAGGUUUGGACCUUGCCAACUGUCUAGCUUCGCUUUGAAGCUUCUCUAGCUUCUCUAGCUUUCUUUAACACCCGCCGAGCCGCGCCGAUCGAAACGAACCAACCUAUCCUACCUAUUCUAACCGACCCCGGGCCGGGACCCCUCUACAACGAACAAACAAACAGCUCUUAUACGUACACACGACCUCGAGGGACUUUGGGCAAACAUCAUCGCGAAGCGGAUCUUAUAGCCCGCCCGCCCGCUGUUCGCCGUAUCGUCAUCGACCUCAUCGAGUCUGUCUACACCGCCGACACCUCCACCACCAAGCAGCACGCAUCUCGUCAUCUAGACAAAGCAAAACAAACAGCCAUCACAAUGCGCCCCCCAACAACCCCCCUAGCCGGCGCCGCAGCAGCCACCGUCCUCCUUCUGGCCGGUGGCCUCCCCUCGACAAUUACCACAGCCGCCGCCGCCGCCGCCGCCGCACCAGCCGAAAUAAUGCGCUGCAAGGAAAUCGUCGUGGACGGACACAAGUACGACUUUGGCGAGCUCGGCGGGCCGCACACGGUGGUGACGAACGAGUACGAUCCGCCGGCCUACUACAAUUACACGUACACGCUGGACAUCUGUGCGCCGCUGAAGAGGAAGGGGGACGUAAAGAAGGAGGAGCAGUGUGGGGGGGAUGCUAGAGUCUGCAGACUCAAACACCACUACUCCCCCUCGGACAAGAAAUCCACCUUCGAAACAGCCACCACCCUCGCCGGCGGCUCCUCCUUCCACUACGAAGCCACCAAGCUCGAUUCCUCGUCCGACCACAAAGACGGCGGCGUCAAGUUGACGUUUUCCGGGUACAAACACCAAGGACGACAGCAAAAGGUGGUUAUUAACUUUGUCUGCAACAAGACCCUAACUGGCACGGAAGGCGAAGUAGAAAGCAGCGAGGACAUUCAAUACGAGAAACCCAAGCUUCUUCUUGCGACAAGAGAUGACAACGACAAAAAGAAGGAAGAGGAAGGCGACGAUGGAUACCCCGAAACGCAACUACUCAAGAACGAAACGGCGACGGCGCUACUGUGGAAUGGGUACAAGCGGGUUGGUGACGAUGUGGAUCAGCUUGAGUUGACGUGGAAUACCAAGUUUGCUUGUUUGGAUGCUUCCGGUGGCGACAAGGAUAAGCCUAAAGAUGGCGAUGACAAGGAUAAGCCGAAGGACGGGGACAAGGACAAACCCAAGGAUGGCGACAACAAGGACGGCGGCGGCAACAAGGGAGGGAAUGGCGAGGAGGAUAUCAACAAGUCUUGGGGGUUCUUUACUUGGCUUGUGGUUCUCCUCUUCCUAGGCAUAGCCGCCUACCUCAUCUUUGGCUCCUGGCUCAACUACAACCGAUACGGCGCGCGUGGUUGGGACCUCCUGCCGCAUGGGGACACGAUCCGCGACAUUCCUUACCUGCUCAAGGACUGGACGAGACGGGUGUUGAACACCGUGCAAAGCAGUGGGAGUCGGGGAGGGUACUCGGCCGUUUAGGAGGGGUCAUCAGUCGAGAAUGGAUGUGCUUCCGAGGUGGAGAGGACAUUAGGGUGUAACUGAAGAGGAGGCGGAAGAGGAUGAGCCGGGGGUAUAUGUAUGAGAUGUCUUAGCAGUGGGCUGAUGAUGGGAGGAUGGGUUGACGAAUGGUGAAAGGGGGGGGGGGGGGGGGAAGACGCAAAGGAUCGGAUACGACGCAAACAGAACUGCUGCUACUGCUUGCUUGCUUGCUGUAAGCUGUCAGGGCGCGCACGAUGCAGAACCUCCGAAAUGAUUGUUUGCAAUUACAAGACUCUUUUUUUUUUGUUUUUUUCGUACAAGUACUUACGCUAGGGAUACAUUUUCUUCAGGAUUGGCGUUUUUGGGAAUGAUGGAUAUCCAGAUCUCUCCUGUAUCGGCGCGUCUUAAGCAGUGAUUGAUUACGUCUGUCUGGUCCGGGAAAGGCGAUGUCAAGCUGGCUGUUGGGUGACACAGUCAGAGGAGAUGGUACGCUUUUAAAUUUCUCUGUAUGAUCGAUCAUCACGGGCAUUGCCAUGAAGCCCCUAUAUUCUUCAGAUGUAUUCAAAGCAUGUGUCUUAUUUACUUCCGAU
Messenger RNA from Neurospora crassa OR74A, 2450 nucleotides. RefSeq lists its product as hypothetical. The record is from RefSeq and is a predicted model, not a curated record. The coding region runs from base 712 to 1860 and encodes 382 amino acids. The transcript has 4 exons. NCBI's taxonomy places the organism in Eukaryota, Fungi, Ascomycota, Sordariomycetes, Sordariales, Sordariaceae.